Molecule: messenger RNA, 3704 nt
Organism: Culex pipiens pallens (northern house mosquito)
Lineage: Eukaryota; Metazoa; Arthropoda; Insecta; Diptera; Culicidae
Exons: 4
Coding region: 34-2577 (847 amino acids)
Molecular function (GO): phosphatase binding
Source: RefSeq, a predicted model, not a curated record
UUUUCCACCAUCAGCUUCCAUCGUCCCGUGAAAAUGUCCCAAAACGGCCACUCCGGCGAGGUUCCGGAUGAGCCCGGAACCCACCAGACCAAUUCCGCCCAGCUGUUGGAGAGUUUGAUUGCGCGUCACGGGAAACCCGUGAAGGAGAACCGGUGGGAUCGCAUCCGGCGGAAGCACCUGAACAACAUCACCGUGACGUCGAAAACGGUGAAACGGUUCUUCAACAUGGAUUUCGUCGACGAGGGCCAGCUGCGGAUGCUGAACGGAGCGGGGGAGCAGAAGCAGACGCUGAAUCCGGUGCUCGUGAUGGAUAUCAGACACGAAAUGAUCAAGCGCAAACCGAAAUCAUCCGGCGGUACAAAACCCCCCUUAGACCCGGUCCGUGCCUACCAGCAGGAAACCCUGGAACAGCACAACCGCACCAUCGAGACGACCCUGUUUGAGAACGAGCUGAACAAGUUCCGCAAGGAAAUCACACGCAACGGCAAGCGGAACCAGGUGAGCGAGCAGAAGAAGAGCUUCCUGUUUAUCGACCUGCCCAAGAUCGACAACAGCUUCAUCUACGAUAGCCUGGAGGAGUGCGAGAAGUUUACGAACGAUUUCUACGAGAGUGCUAUCCGUGGGACGGAUAACUACAUCGAGGAGGUGCGGCAGGAGCAGCUGAUCAUGUACAAGGAGCCGGCUACGAUCGAGGAGAUUCGGGAGGAACCGGUGGAGAGCAAGACUAACGGGGAAGGUUCGAGCGAUGAUGAGGAGAACAAGAUUGUGCGCUUUGGGGAUACCCAGGUGAUUACGUAUCCGGCGGAGGAGUCGUCGUUCUCGCUGGACGGUUCCGAGUACGAUUUUGACGAUAAUGAGCUGUUUCUGGAGUCGCUGGACUCGGACUUGGACGAGUUUGAUGAGACGGAGUUUUUGUCGACGGAGAGUCCCUCGGAGGGUCAGGAUGGGCGAGGUACGAACGCGUAUCAUACGGAUUCCAGUGACGAUGGGUUUAACGUGACGCGUAUUGAGGACUCGGGUGGGUCUUCCAAGGAUGACAGUACCGACUUUGGGAGGGAGAAGUUGACCUACAACUAUGACGACUAUCCGGAGGUGCUUGAGGAACCGUUUCCGUCGCUGGAUGAAGGGGAUUUGAUCACGGUGAACCGUUGCAAGAUGGGAAAGAAAGACUACAGCAAGCUUCGUGUGACGAACUACAAGGCUGAGGACGGGAAGGAGGUCGAUGAUAAAGCGGAGAUUUCUGAAGAGUCCCGCAAGGUCAUUAGUGCAGCGUUGAAGGAGGGCUUCAUGCAGAACUACGACAAAGCAUUGCUCAAGCAGUUCUUCUUCAAGUGGCUUCAGUUUACGAUCUUGGAGAAGAUUUCCAAAGGUGCCGGGGUGAUUUCAACGCGCGAGCAGAAGCUCAAACGCAUCAACGACUUUAUCAACAACAUUCGAGCAAACAAGAAGAAAACGGUGAAGCCACCAAGCAUUGCACAGGUUGCGAGUGCUCGGAAGGACUACGAGCAUCGUCUGAAGGUUCAGCAGGACAUCAUCGAGCUGCAGAAGCUGAAGCUGGAACGUCAGGAACGCAUCAUAACCGAGCUGAAACUGUCCAAGUUCUCGGAAGCGGCCAAGAUAUCCAAGAUGGAGAUUCAAAGCGAGCUCCACAAGGCCAUGCGCACCGGCCACGUGCGUCUGCGGGCCAAAGCCAAGUGUAUCCAGAUCGUCGGAAACAUGAAGAACGACACCAGCGAAGAGGAUGAAAUGCGCAAACUGCAAGCCCAGGGGCUGAUGAUCCCCAAGUUCCUCGCAAAGAUGCAACAACGCGCUUUCGAACGUAGCCAGCGCCACCAGGAGGCCAAGGAGCGCCGCCUCCGGAUGGAGAAGGAGCGCGAGGAGAACAAAGUGGCCGCCGAAGAGGCGAAACGUCUCGAGGACGAGGAAGACCGCAAGAAGCGCUACCGCGAGAUGCGCGAGAAGCGCAAGAUCGAGAAGCUGCAGAAGAUCAUCCGCGAGCAGGAACGCCAGGCGUGGAUCGCCAACAACCAGAUCGCCAAGGAGUUCCGGCUGCUCAAGCUGAAGCGGUUCGCCAUACUGGCGUUCAAGCUGCUGCUCGGCAUCCGGCGGGACAACGAGCGGCGCGCGUUGGCCGCCCGCAAGCGGUACUACAAGCGGAAGUACUUCCGCCGCUGGUGGGGCCUCACGAACUCGGUUUGGGAGGGCAAGAAGCAGCGCGCGGACGAGCUGGCCAACGCGAAGGUCAUGCGGCUCGGGAUGAACGCGUGGAAGGAGUUCUGCCACGAGCAGCGCAAAAAGAUGCAGGUCGCCAUGGACUGGUGGGAGGUGCGUCAAACGGAGAAGGUCAUUUCGGUGUGGGUUGGACGCACGAAGCAGUCGCUGCUGAUUCUGCAGGGCAAGAUGUCGCACGCGUCCGCGCACUAUGAGUGGCAACUCAAGUGGAAGGUGUUUGAGCGCUGGCAGCGCCUCCACAUCAUACUGAAGAUUGAGAAAGAGACUGAGCAGCGGCGCCAGCGGUGGCGCAUGAAGAUCUGGGAGCUGCUGCCCGACUACAAACCGAUCGAGGAGGAGAUUUAAGCAUUAACCCUAGAUACCAGCAACACCGUCAGCAAUAUUAUUGUGCAACACUUGAUAUAAGCUAAAGUCUGAUUUUUUCAAUUUUUCUUCCAGAAUUUUCAACCUGUAGUAGCGACUUUGUAGUAGAAUCGUUUUUUCGAAGAAAAUAAAAUUUGGAAACUCAAAAAAGGCUGUGAUAUUCUUGUUGAAGGGAAUUCCACCUAAUUUUGGAGUGUUGAUAAUAAUCACUUAAAUUAAUAUCAAUGUUUAUUGGCUAUUUCUACGGAACCUUUAGACCGCUGUUCGCCGAUACAUAACGAAAGGGUCGAAGGGGUUUGAUUUUUCUGUUGGAUAUUUUUGUAAUGCGCUCAAUUUCUUGAGCUCUGAGCUUCUCUAUCGUUUGGUGAUAUUUUUUAGGUUAGUUCAUUAGAGCGUAAAAUAACUGCCAUGUAUAAUAAUAAUACGGAUGAUAACAAACUGGGUUUUUUUUUCGCUAUUUUAGAGAGUGCACUUAUUACGUGUGGUGAAAGAUGAAACGGAAAAAACGAUUUGGUGUUUUUUUUUUGUGUGUUUUUGCAUUUGAUGCCGUAACCGAACAACCUAAAUCUCUAAACGGUUUGCUUUCCACACCUAAAUGAGCACCAAUCAGAACCUAAUUGCGUAUAUUUGUGCUAGAAUAAUAAUUGUUUUAAUAUUUUUUUGUUUUGCUUUUAACGAUACGUAGAGCAUAGGAUAUUGUUUGUAAUUCAUGAUAAGUGGUUACGUGAAAGUGAGAAGGAGGAAAAAGAAAACUAUAUUAUUCAUAAUCUUCUUCUUCUUCUUCGUUUAUCUAAAACGUUUAUCAGUCUACAUACUGGCUGUGGCUUUGAAGAGCAACAGCGCUUGUUUGAAUCCUUUUUCGCACAAAAGGAUGGGUUUUUGUUUGUCUAUCAUUGGAAUUAGUUUUGUGAAUUUAUGAUAUACUUUGUUACUUUAGGUUUUUUUUGCGAUUAAGUAGUGUUUUAUGGGAUUUUUGUAAUUCUUUUCUUCUUUCUUUAAGGAGCAAAGAAAUUACAAGGUUGACUACUUACGACCUAAAUUGACUUAAACUUACUUUAAAUUUAAACUGCCUUUUUGUUAAGAAUAUUUCGUUCAUUCAAUAAAUAUUC